UAGCUGCCCUAAGCCUCGGGCUCCCGAGAGUCCCGGCAGCCACGGGCUCCUACACACUCCCGCAGCCGGAUACCCUGAGCGCCCGGCAUGAACCGCAAGAAGCUGCAGAAGUUGACCGACACCUUAACUAAAAAUUGCAAGCAUUUUAAUAAAUUUGAAGUGAAAUGUCUUAUAAAUCUUUUUUAUAAUUUGGUGGGAGAUGUAACAGAGCGGCAAGGUGUGGUCAUUGGACUGGAUCGUAAUGCAUUUCGAAACAUCUUGCAUGUAACAUUUGGAAUGACAGAUGACAUGAUUAUGGACAGAGUAUUUCGAGGUUUUGAUAAAGACAACGAUGGUUGUGUGAAUGUAUCAGAAUGGAUUGUUGGAUUAUCAUUGUUUCUUCGAGGAACUUUGGAAGAAAAAAUGAAAUAUUGUUUUGAAGUGUUUGAUUUGAAUGGUGAUGGAUUCAUUUCAAAGGAGGAAAUGUUCCACAUGUUGAAGAACAGCCUUCUCAAACAGCCAUCUGAAGAAGACCCUGAUGAAGGAAUUAAAGAUCUGGUUGAGAUAACACUUAAGAAAAUGGAUCAUGACCAUGAUGGGAAGCUGUCCUUCUCAGACUAUGAACAAGCCGUAAGAGAAGAGACUCUUCUACUGGAAGCUUUUGGACCAUGUCUACCUGAUCCAAAGAGCCAGAUGGAAUUUGAAGCCCGAGUGUUCAAAGAUCCAAAUGAAUUCAAUGAUAUGUGAAUACCUAAAUGUCUGUGUUAUCGCAAAUGAGAAAAAAAGAGGUGUAUAUGUAUUGUGUUUUUUCUACUUAGCUCAGGAAGAUGAUGUUGAAUUGUAUGUUUGGCAUGGAGGAUUGUGUUCACUUACAUAAUAUCAUUCAACGUUGGUGUAAAAACCAAGUAAAGUAGAUGGAAGACAAGAUGUUCCUUAUUAGAUGUUGCUGGAUUUGGCAAGACAAGUUAACAUUGCUAGAAAUAUUUUAUACCUAGACAAUCUCUUGAAGCAUAUAACUGUCGUAAAACUUUUGUAAUUAUGAAAUGAAUAGAGAGAUUAUAUAAUCAUGAAUUAUUUUUCAUGUCAGAAAAAUGCUGAGCACAAAUUUAAAAAUCAUUAAAACUACUGAAUUUCCUUUGGAGCAGUAAAUAAUUAAGAUAACAUCAAAUUAUACUGGCGUUUAGCAUUAAAUACCUUUCUGCUAGAUCCUGAGGGAGAUUCAGGGAGAUGAAAGUAACAUAUAACCUAUUUUAACAUGAUCUAUAUUAUUGUUUGAGGCUUUGCCAUAACAACCUGACUGAAUCGUGUCUGAGAGCAGGGGUCUCAUCACACUCUUCGUUAUCUCUGCCGUAGCAGUUACUACAGUCCUCUGCACAGAAUGGGCACUCAAUAAAUACCAUGUAUAAAGUA
Molecule: messenger RNA, 1389 nt
Organism: Pteropus alecto (black flying fox)
Lineage: Eukaryota; Metazoa; Chordata; Mammalia; Chiroptera; Pteropodidae
Gene: CLXN
Product: EF-hand calcium binding domain 1
Exons: 6
Coding region: 88-726 (212 amino acids)
Molecular function (GO): calcium ion binding
Source: RefSeq, a predicted model, not a curated record